This is a messenger RNA of Pantherophis guttatus, 4361 nucleotides long. RefSeq names its product EYA transcriptional coactivator and phosphatase 3 (gene EYA3). The record is from RefSeq and is a predicted model, not a curated record. Lineage: Eukaryota; Metazoa; Chordata; Lepidosauria; Squamata; Colubridae. Gene Ontology annotation, biological process: positive regulation of DNA repair; cell differentiation; multicellular organism development. Gene Ontology annotation, cellular component: nucleus. Gene Ontology annotation, molecular function: protein tyrosine phosphatase activity.
UCCGUGAAUGGGGGAAGGGAGAAGAGAAGAGGCAGUUGGGAGGGGCUCGUCUCCUGCUGCCCCGGGAUCGGAGGAGCGCGUCACGGGACGUGCCCGCAACUUGUGGAACUCACCGCCACGUGAUGCGGUGACACUUCUGAUCCCCCCCCUCAACAUCCCCCCCACACCGGUUUUGAUGGCUUUAAAAGAGAAGUCGAAUGCAUGGAGGAGGAAAAGGUUUUGAAGGCAGAGAGAAAGACACCCAUUCUUCAUAUUGGAGCACUUUUGAAAAAGCUUGCCUCCAUGGAAGAGGUACAAGAUUUAGCAGAACAGCCAAUAAAAAAGGCCAAGAUGCAGGAAUCAGGAGAACAACUAUUAAGGCAAGUGAGCAGCUCGGACAGUAAUGAUCAAAAGCCUGAAUCUUCAAGUCUUGCUUCAAACCUGUCUAUAUCUAAUCAAAUCAUGCCAUGCACUGACUACAUCUCAAGGUCAUCAAAUGACUAUACCUCACAGAUGUAUUCUGCAAAGCCAUAUGCACAUGUCCUUUCUGUACCUGUUCCUGAGACGAUGGCCUCUUAUUCUGGGCAGACUCAGUAUCAAACCCUACCACAGUCCCAGACAUACGCUGUUUAUCCCCAGACAACCCAAGCCUACGGACUACCUCCUUUUGGUGCACUGUGGCCAGGUAUGAAACCUGAGAGUGGUUUAAUUCAGACUCCAUCUCCAAGUCAGCACAGUGUUCUUACCUGCACUACAGGGUUAACCACAAGCCAAUCCAGCCCAGCACAUUAUUCUUACCCUAUUCAAGCUUCAAGUACCAAUGCCAACUCAAUUUCCACUUCCUCACCUGCUGUCAAUAUUUCAGCAGCUACCGCCAGCAUCUCUCAACAGGAGUAUCCUACAUACACAAUCCUUGGCCAAAGUCAGUACCAGCCGUAUUAUCCCAGUUCAAGUUUUGGUGUGAUAGCACCAGCAGACAGCAGCACAGAGACCAACACGUUGACAUCUGCCACCUAUCCUUCUGAAAAAUCAAAUGCCAUGGUGCCUACCCAGACGGUGCAGAGACAUUCCUCUGGUGAUCCAUCUACCAGUCCAUCAUUGCCAAGAGCGACUGCAAGUAAACAUGUAGAUGAGCAGUCUAGGAGAAACAUGACUCCAAAAAACAGAGGCAAGAGGAAAGCAGACGCUUGUUCACCGCAGGACAAUGAGCUUGAACGAGUAUUUCUGUGGGACUUGGAUGAAACCAUCAUAAUAUUUCAUUCUCUUCUGACAGGCUCAUAUGCCCAAAAAUAUGGGAAGGAUCCCAGUUUAGUUGUUGGUUUUGGAUUAACAAUGGAAGAAAUGAUUUUUGAAGUGGCUGACACACAUUUGUUUUUCAAUGACUUGGAGGAAUGUGACCAAGUACAUGUAGAAGAUGUUGCAUCAGAUGACAAUGGCCAGGAUUUAAGCAACUACAAUUUUUCCACCGAUGGCUUCAGCGGCUCAGGAAGUAACGCCAAUCAUGCUUCCACAGGAGUCCAAGGAGGAGUGGACUGGAUGAGGAAGCUGGCAUUUCGCUACCGGAAAGUACGCGAGGUCUAUGAUAAAUACAAAAACAACGUUGUUGCUCUUCUCAGUCCUGAGAAAAAAGAAGCACUACAGCGAUUAAGGGAAGAUAUAGAAGUGUUAACAGAUUCUUGGUUGGGAACAGCGUUAAAAUCCCUCCUGCUCAUUCAGUCCAGAAAAAAUUGUGUGAAUGUCCUGAUAACAACCACUCAGCUAGUGCCAGCUCUGGCCAAAGUCCUGCUUUAUGGACUUGGGGAAGUGUUCCCCAUUGAGAAUAUUUAUAGUGCUACAAAAAUAGGUAAAGAGAGCUGUUUUGAACGAAUUAUCUCUCGAUUUGGCAAGAAGGUGACCUAUGUGGUGAUUGGAGAUGGCCGUGAUGAAGAAUUGGCAGCCAAGCAGCACAACAUGCCAUUCUGGAGAAUCACAAAUCAUGCGGAUCUGGUGUCCCUUCACCAGGCUCUCGAAUUAGACUUUCUGUGAGGACCUGGGCACAAAGCAUCUUGGCCCUGCUCCCAACAGUCACCUCGUGGCUUAAACAGGAACCAGUCUGGGGACUUUUCUCUUUCACCCAGACAAAGAAAUGCAGCCAGUGGAAGUGUACAGCAGGAGGUUCUUCUCCCCCAUCGCUGCUUUCCCGGGAGAACCGACAAAGCCUUGGCAACGCAGCUCCGGUGCUCGAAUGGUUCUCUGUGGGUUCGGUUUUUUUUUUUUUUUUUUUUUUUUGGCAAAGGGAACUUUGGGAAACUUCCAGGUGCAGAAUCUCCAGCAGCAAAGGCCUUUCUCCCUGUGUAGCCCUCUGUGGUAUUAUACUAAAGAAGAGAAAAGCAGUACAGUUUGGUAGAAUACUUUUGCUCCAUACAGACUUUUUUCAAGCUGUUAAAUGGGAAAGGAAGGCAAAUAGAUUGUUUUUUUGUUUUUACAGAAAGCGGUCCAGGCAUGUCUCCCUUCUUGCAAAGCUCAGAAAUAGCACUGUUUAUAUGGUGUUUUUUUUUGGGGGGGGGGGAGAUAACAAAUAAGGUGUGUUGGAUGAAGGGGAGCUUUUUAGUUUUUCCUACUAAGCCAGGGACCGAAAAUACCCAACCAUUCCCUUGAGGUACCAUGGCUGUCCCCGAUUCUUUUUCUAGCAAAUACACCCACUUGACUAGCAUGGUAUAUUUUUUAAAGUGAGGACAAGACUCUAGAAUCUAAUUGUCCCGUGCCAUCCCUCUUUUCAGCACCUGCAUAAUUGGGUAACAAGAAAGCUCUUUUUCUUAGAUCCGAGAUGGCACCCUGCCCGUCCACGAUAGGAGUCCCCUUCAGAUGCCAACUUCCCAUGCACCAAGGAUAGUGUCCUUUUCCGUUCCGAUUUUCUGAGGCAAGGAUUUGGGUAGAACAAGGUACCAAGGAGCGGGUGAGGGUGGGCUACAGUGCUGCAAAAUAUAUAUUUUUUCAACCCCAGGGCAAAAGAGAUCCCUUUAGCUCCUUUGCAGAAGUUGACGGUAGAGAUAGCAGCCUGCUAAUGUUUUAAGAGAUGCCUCCUGUAGUUCUCCAGUUUAUUUCCACUUGGCAAUGGUACCUGAUUUUCUUCAGUACUGUAAUCUCGGCUGUAGCUGGAUAGCAAUUUUGCAUCCCCUGCAUCCCUUUCUUUUGGUCGUCAACCUGGAAGCUGUUGAAAUAGUAAACAGAAAUGGAAGUCACCCUUAGGUUACUAAGUGGCAGACCAGAAUGGUGGCUCCUUGUUAGGGAGGCAGUGGGGUAUUUCCUUUUGGUGUAAGUGCAUAGUAGACAUUGAUGGCGCAGAUACUGCAACAUUCGGUUAUUAGAAAAAAUGGUUCUCGUUUCCUUGCUCAAGGAGACACCCAGCCUUCUUGCUGCCCGGUGUUUUUUACAAAUACUUUAAAAGACAGGCCUAGCAGUGUAUUAUUGGAUGAAAAUAUAUUCUCCCUCCCAGAUCUUCCCCCCUCCCCUCUCCAGAUACAGAAUAGAGGGGGCCUCUGUCUGUUUAAUCGCUUUCCUGCAGAUUUUUAUUUCUCAGCAAAAGUGUGGAAGUCAUUUGCCUUGAGGGGCCCUUGCUUGACUUUGGAAAUAACUCUUGUGCCUUAACUUCUUCCCAGAGUCCUGGAAACGUCAACCGUUGUGUGGAAGAGCCUCUUCCGUGUUGAAAGUUAAUCUUUUGAUUCUAUUUUUUUAAGCAAUCUCAGUCAGUGAAUGUUGAGCCCCCAGGAAACUGGCUCAGAGGUGCGUUUUUUUUUUUCUAGAAAGAAGCCCCUUGCCAGCCCCUUGUCAGGUUUUGGAAACACCUUUGGCCAUGUGGGAAGCUUUUGGCAUCAGGUUCUGAUCUUUGUAACGCCUCCUUCUCCAAUAUACAUGGGCCGAUUUGUUUCCCUAAGCCACUCAGGGCGAUGGUACAUUUUCUGUAUUAACUUUUACAAAAGUCGAUUCAGCUCUUGCACCACUGAUUUUGCUGGCUGCUUUUCUCUUGGGACUUCAUAGAAUUUGGAAACCAGUGUGUUACCACUUCCUUCCCACUGUUUAGCUUUCAAGCAUGCCUGGGUUUUUUUUUCUUCCUCUAAUGCAAAGAUGGAUGAACAUCACCUGAAGUAGGUGGGAGACUGUCAUCUCCCACCAAGUGUGAGAAAUAGGCUGCAACUGCAAUUGCAUGCCGUAAGCAAAAGUAAAUGACAGUUGCGGAUUCUCCCUCAGGAUCCCGUCAACGUCCUGGUGUCAGCUGUGCUUAUAAUACGGUAGUGAUUGGAGGGCAUUAAAUGGCUAUAUAGAUUCCUUAAACAUCAUGUUCUAUGUAAUGGCAACUGUCCUGUGAACUGGAAAAAAAAUAAAGUCUUUUAUUUUCUAUACAA